AUGCAGCUAUAUUGUCUUUACCGCAUUGCAGUGACACUCUUAGGAUGUUUGAGUACGGUUGCUCAUGGGUAUCAGAUUCCACCCCGAGACUAUGAACUCAACAACUACUUUAUUGUUGAGUUGAAAGAUGACUACAAGGUUCAUGACUUCAUAGAUAGACACAGAAACAUUUAUAAGUUUGAACACCAGUUGCCUCGGUUGGAUAACCAUUACGUGUUCAGCAUAGAUAAGAAACACCCUCAUAAUGAGUUCUUAGGGAACUACAAUUCCAACAACUAUGAUUUAUUCAAAAGAGAUUACUCUGGCGACGGCUAUGAAGAUCACAUUGCACUGUUGUUAGCAGAUGUCAGAUCCAUACAUGCACUACCUCCCAAACAGCUUGAGAAAAGAACGCCUGUGUACUAUAGCAGAGAAGAAAUGAUAGAGAAAGCGGCUAAACGGGACUACAAAAUCAAUGAUUCUUCUCAAGAAGGACUAAAGAAAGUUGCUGAUCAGUUGAAAAUUGAAGAUCCACUUUUCAUUGAGCAAUGGCAUUUGAUUAAUACUCGUUAUCCCGGACAUGACGUGAAUGUUUCUGGGUUAUGGCUAGAGGGAAUUGCCGGAAAAGGCAUAGUGACAGCACUUGUGGACGACGGUUUAGACUUUACAUCUCCGGAUUUGAAAGACAGUUUCAAUGCCGAGGGAUCUUGGGAUUUCAACGAUAAUGGGAAGGCACCAAUGCCUAGACUAUAUGAUGAUUAUCAUGGAACUCGAUGUGCUGGAGAAAUUGCAGCUCAAAAAAAUGAAUUCUGUGGAAUUGGAGUAGCAUAUGAUUCUCAAGUGGCCGGAGUUAGAAUCCUAUCUGGAAGAAUUACAGCUGCCGAUGAAGCACAAUCUUUAAUAUAUGGAUUGAAUGUUAAUGACAUUUAUUCAUGUUCAUGGGGUCCAACAGAUGAUGGACGUACUCUUGCCGAACCAGAAGUCAUUGUCAAGAAAGCUAUGAUUAAAGGAAUUCAAGAUGGUCGGGAUAAUAAAGGUGCUUUGUAUGUAUUUGCUCUGGGGAAUGGAGCUCGGUUUGGAGAUUCGUGUAAUUUUGAUGGAUACACCAAUUCUAUUUAUUCAAUUACAGUUGGAGCUAUUGACUAUAAGGGCUUACAUCCCUCUUAUGCCGAGGCAUGCAGUGCUGUCAUGGUAGUCACCUACAGUAGUGGUUCGGGUGAACAUAUUCAUACCACAGACAUCAAAGAGAAGUGUUCUGCAGCUCAUGGUGGUACAUCUGCUGCUGCCCCUUUAGCUGCUGGAAUUUAUUCUCUUGUAUUGUCAGUUAAUCCUAACUUGACAUGGAGAGAUGUACAAUAUGUUUCAGCGUUAAGUGCAGUUCCCGUUAAUGAAGAAGAUGGCAGUUAUCAAGUGACAAAAUUAGGUCGUAAGUAUUCUCAUAAGUAUGGGUUUGGGAAGCUUGAUGCUUAUAAGAUGGUCAAGUUUGCUGAGACUUGGAAGAAUGUCAAACCACAAGCAUGGUAUUAUUCCGAUGUUGUUGAUGUGAUGAAGAAAUGGGAAGGUACAAAAGUUGAUGCACCUCCUCCAGCUGGUGGUCCUGGUCGAGUCAAAAGAGCUCCCGAAUAUAAAGACUCGAUCAUACUGUCUGUUAUUUCUGUGACCGAGGAUGACUUGAAGGUUAUGAAUGUGGAAAGACUAGAACAUGUAACUGUUAAAGUUAAUAUUGACUCUUCCUUUAGAGGGAAAGUCGGAGUCAAAUUAACCUCCCCAUCAGGACUUAUCAGUGAAUUAGCUUCCUUCAGACGCUUUGAUGGCAGUGGCUCUGGGUUCCAGAACUGGACCUUUAUGAGUGUGGCUCAUUGGGGUGAAGACGGAGUUGGAGAUUGGAAGUUGGAAGUAUAUCCAUCUGAAGAAGACAUGAAGAAGGUUGAUAUCGGAUUUAAGAAUUGGCAACUAAGACUAUGGGGUGAGAGUAUUGAUGCUGAGAAGGCUGAGAAAUAUGAUUUGGAUGUUGACUAUUCCAAAAUUAGAAGAGACAGAUUGGAGGCUAAACCCAUUGAAGUGUCGUCGUCUGCUCCUCUUUCUAGCUCAACCAGUGAAGCGGUAGCUACUAGUGACGUGACAGUACCAACAUCCACAUCAUCACCUUCGUCUACUGCGACUGAUGAUUCUUCAAAGGAAGGUGGUACUGAAGAUUCUGAGGAUAAUCACGAAGGAGCUAAUAAGCAAUACACCAAUGACCAUACCGGACAAUACUUUAUGGCCGUUGCAAUCUUAGGAUUUGUGUUGGUGAUAAUUUACAUGAGGUUCCAUCGUACCCCUGGAGGAUCGAAGAGAAGAGUUAGAAGAGAACAAUACGAAUUUGAUAUAAUUCCCGGUGAAGAAUAUAGCGAUAGUGAAGACGAAGACGCAGCUUUCGCCAAUGAACGAGGUAGACGUGGAGGCCGAGACAACUCCUUUGAAUUGGGUACGAUUGUUCCUAGUGGUGCCGUUCCGAUGGAAGAUCCAGAUUAUGAUGAGAAUCUUCCAAGCAAGCAAUUAUCUGGCGGUGAGCAUUUCAAAGUCGCUGAAGAUGAGGAGGAUUAUAAUGUUAAUGAUGACAAUGAAAAUGUAUUUGAUGAUACUCAUGCAAUACAGGAAGAAGAGGAACAAGAAGAAGAGCAGGAGGAUCAUAUUGAUGAUGAGAGCAACAAUGAGCCAGCAUCUGAAGCCGACAUCUUGACUCCACCAUUAAACAAAUGA
Molecule: messenger RNA, 2721 nt
Organism: Lizanozyma spartinae
Lineage: Eukaryota; Fungi; Ascomycota; Pichiomycetes; Serinales; Debaryomycetaceae
Gene: KEX2
Product: kexin
Exons: 1
Coding region: 1-2721 (906 amino acids)
Biological process (GO): protein processing
Cellular component (GO): Golgi membrane; trans-Golgi network
Molecular function (GO): serine-type endopeptidase activity
Source: RefSeq, a predicted model, not a curated record